GAAGAACAAGAUACUCUUGUGUCGUCGGUCUGCAGUCGCUAGCUGGAUUUUUCUUUUGUUAAUUCGCUCGAAACACCGGACAAAAUUGGCGGCAGGGAAGGAAAAGACAUGAUAUUUACCUUAACGUUGUAAUUCCUCGGAUUGUCAGAUGGGUCUCAGCACUUCUACAUUGCAACUCUUCCGGAAAUUGGUCGUUAUCUCGCUAGUCAGCUUGUUCGCCUUGUUGCGUCUUAUUCAACCUUUUCUACGUAACGACUGUUCGAUCUGUAUACGGCCAAAAGCAAAGACAUAAUAUCUAUCAUGCCAUGCACAAUUUCUCUUCACGCCUCCUGAGGACACAAGCAGUUGAACAGAGUUCGGCCAUGGUCCGCCAGUUCCACCAUCGUGUUUGCUUGCGUGCUUGUAGUAUCGCCAGUACGAGCGAAGUAUACGCGUCUAGAACGAGCGGGAGAGAGCCAUGUCGACGUAAUUGCAGCAGCCAUCUUAUCAACAGCCCGGAGUUCCACCAACUUCGACCGUUGAUGGCCUGUUGGCCCGCCGAGGUAGGUAAGAUGGUAUUGCGAUCCGAGCUAACACGUGGAAAAGGAAUCCCAUCUUCUCAUUCAGGGUUGACCCUGUCCCCAUGGUCCAAUAUGGUUUCUUCGCUUUGUGCUUUUUCUCGGAGUCAGACGAACUUCAUUGCAUGGUGCUGUCAGUCAGCCGUGAUCGUUCUUGGUUGCUUUGCCAAGUCACUAACAGACAGAACCAUGCUUUUGAUGGAGAAGCUCGUGGGUUCGUGUCGUUCUCGGCUCUAGAAUACCGGGUCAAACGUGUACACUAUUGGUUUGUAGGCAUAGAG
Molecule: messenger RNA, 838 nt
Organism: Aspergillus pseudonomiae
Lineage: Eukaryota; Fungi; Ascomycota; Eurotiomycetes; Eurotiales; Aspergillaceae
Exons: 1
Coding region: 306-794 (162 amino acids)
Source: RefSeq, a predicted model, not a curated record